GCCCGGAUUCUGGCCCGGCGUGUUGCUCGCUUUGGCUCCAGGUCCCACCACUGCUGGAUUCUGCCUCAGCCUUUCUCUCUCGUCUCUCCAGUCAAUCUCAAAGAGCUUUCAUACAUUUUCUUUGCAGACUUCUGAUACCACCGUGCAGGUCGGGUCUGGUGUUUUUUUUUCUCGUGCAGCUACGGGCCUUGUCCGGUCCUUCUCAUUGCAUUCAUUUGGGGUCCUCCCCGUCUGCUAUUCUUCGCACGGAUCCAAUCCGGUCUUCCUCCCUUGAAUCACGACGGAUCCUUCCACUCGCGUGCAUCUUGCAGUUGACGACUCUGGGAGCUGCCGUCUGAAGUGACAGGAUACAAAGCAAUUCUGGUUCCGGAUGUUCUUGAAUUGAUUUACGUUUAAUCGAGUCCACCAUGCCUCUGUCCAGCCCACGCAGUUCAGCUGAGAGAACACUCCGCAAAAUUGACAUUGCUCAGGUAUCCCUUAGUCUUCAGGAUCGCCUAGGCCUUGCCAAAGUCAAAUAUCAAAAUGGCCGUCUGCGUGCCCUGGGCACCCAUGGUCAGAACGAAGAUGUCCGGACUGGCUUUCCCACGAGCGACAGACCGUCCGAUUCCUCAUCCGAAAUUAUACAAAACGGUUAUGAGACGCCGCUAACCUCGCCUCCCCUGGGAUCCUCGCUUUUCACAAAGGAAUUGCCUAGGUCAGCGAGAAACAGACACGCAGCGACCUUCAAUCCUGGAGCGAUGCACCCCAUGCUGACUGCCAGUCGAAAGCGGGUGCGGUCGAACUCGAUAACGGACCGUCCUGUGAAAAUGGCUCGGGUCUCGUGGAAAAGUUCUCAUCGGCUACCGGAGUCAUCUCCAGGGUUCAACCGUCCCCGGUCCAUGUAUACCAGUCACGCUUCCUUUGUCUCGGACGCUCCGACGAUCCCCGAGCUUUCGUCGCCAGGUUGCCAUAACCACUCCGACGAUGACAACGAUCCAGAUCUCCCUGCACACAGUUUUCAGAACGUCAGUUCGUCGAUGAUCAGCUCUUCGCCUCCGCGCACCCCACCUCCUAACCAUUCUCGCCUGACGCGGGCCGACAAGGCUUUGCAACGAGAGGACGGGGCAGAUCUGCUCCUCUAUCUGGCAAAUUCUCCAACGCCCGCCGCGAUCAGCAAUAAGAUGCAAAACCGCGACGUUUUACCGUCGACUCCGCCCAGCCAACACGCAAUGCUGCCGUCGUUGACCCCUACACCGGGCGGCGGUCUCUUCGCCAACUUCGGCACGCCCAAUCAGCAGUUCAAUUUUGCGGAUUUCGUCAAUGUCACGCCCAGCCCAGCCCAGGUCCCCUGGGGUGGGAGAACACCAGGCGGUCCAUCAAGGACACCACUCGCGGCCAAGGACGCUAGAAAGAGACUGAACUUCGACAAUCUGCCUCCUCCUAAUGUGGACAGCCCGGGAAAGGGCAAAGAUUCCGGCCUCGCUUUGCAGCUAGGUGGAGAGCUGCGGCCAUGAAAUCGUUUAUUUUAUCAGGAUGACAUCCGCAUCCUCUUUUCCUUAUGUGUCUCCCCUUUUCCUUUGUCUAGCAAUCACAUUUCUGCCACGACCCCUUGAUGAUGUACG
This is a messenger RNA of Paecilomyces variotii, 1601 nucleotides long. RefSeq lists its product as hypothetical. The record is from RefSeq and is a predicted model, not a curated record. NCBI's taxonomy places the organism in Eukaryota, Fungi, Ascomycota, Eurotiomycetes, Eurotiales, Thermoascaceae. The transcript is spliced from 2 exons. The coding region runs from base 408 to 1493 and encodes 361 amino acids.